Kickxella alabastrina is the source of this 1683-nucleotide messenger RNA. RefSeq names its product cytochrome P450. Gene Ontology annotation, molecular function: oxidoreductase activity, acting on paired donors, with incorporation or reduction of molecular oxygen; monooxygenase activity; heme binding. The transcript has a single exon. Lineage: Eukaryota; Fungi; Kickxellomycota; Kickxellomycetes; Kickxellales; Kickxellaceae. The record is from RefSeq and is a predicted model, not a curated record. The annotation marks the transcript as partial.
UCUUCUCUUCUCUUGGCUUAUAUAUCAUUAUUGUCAGUGUUUCUCUGCUCAAAGUUGGAUUUUUGACAGCAUGAUGUGCCUUAUCCCUGCCUUCUUGGCAAACGGCCUGUUGGGGCUACUCCAGCCUCUCAACUUACUUUGCGGACUCGUUGCGUACUUUUCCUGGACUGUAUUUUAUGCUUUCUAUCUCUCACCUCUGCGCAACGUCCCUGGUCCGUUCUGGUCGCGCAUAUCCGAUCUUCCACUGCUCUACCACCAGAUGCGUCGUAGCCAACCUACCUUGAUGAAAAAGCACAACAAACUAUAUGGCGGCAUCUUCAUCAUGAGCCCACGCAGAGUGGCCAUCUGUGACCCCAAGGACAGCCAAGUAAUUUUGGGGACACAUGCAUUUCUCAAGGACAAGCGGUAUAGCAACGUUGAACUCAUGGAACCAAACAUGUUUUUGACCGUCGACCCUGAGCUGAACAAGCAGCGCCGGAGACAGAUUGGCCCAUCCAUGAGCUUGGCCAGCUUGAAGCACAUGGAGCCAGCCAUUUUGGAAGCUGGGCCUAAGCAGCUGCACGCCAAAUGGGAUCGGGACAUUGAGCAAUCCAAGGACGGACAAACUGCCAGAAUAUGUUACCACAGCGAUUUUGUUCUGAUGACUUUUGAUGUCAUUAGCUCAUUGGGAUUUGGACACGCACACAGAUCGUUGACGUCGGGCGACACUCGGGUUGCAAAGUGGGUCAAAAGCACAUUUGUACUUAUAUUCCUGCAAGCCAUUAUGCCUGUAAUCAAGUCAAUGUUUUUUCGUCGCUUUGUUGCCAAGUCGCUCUACAGCGAGUUUGACGCCUUCUUUGCCUUGAGUACCCAGGCCGUCGAUAACCGCAAGAAGCUUCUAGCCAAUCUAGCGUCCAACGAGGACAAGCCCAAGGAUAUGCUGCAGUCGUACAUUGACGCUGAGGAUCCAGAGUCGCGCAUUCGAAUGACGUCGGGUCAGGUGAUUACAGAGACAAUCAUUAGCUUGUUGGCUGGUUCUGAUACCAGUUCAAACACGCUUGCAUGGACCAUUCACCUGCUUCUCCUGCACCCGCACUACCUUGCCCGAGUUGUCAAGGAAGUGCGCGAGGCAUUUGACCGCGACCACUUAAUUAUCUAUAGCGAGUCCAAAGCCAGCCUUCCGUUCCUCGAAGCCUGCAUUUACGAGUCCUUGCGUCUGAUUCCAGUUACCACUACUUUGCCGCGGUUUUUGCCGCGUGGUGGCGCGACUCUUCAUGGCCACUCUAUCCCCGAAGGAUACAAUUGCUCCAUUAGUAUUUCCGCCGUCAACACUAAUCCCGAGGUGUGGGAGCGUCCCGACGAAUUUUAUCCUGAACGGUUCCUUGACAACGAAGCAAACAAGCGAACUGUGCUGACAUUUAGUGCCGGUGUCAGGGUGUGUCCGGGAAAAAACUUGGCAUGGAUGGAGAUUCAGUCGACAAUGGCUAAUAUCUUUAACAAGUAUGAUUUGGAGUUGCCCGAGGAUGCGCUGUUUACGCCGGAUCGCGUUGAUGAGAGCGGACUACCAAUUUUGAUGCCAUGCACAGUUGCUAGCACUUGUGUGCCAAAGUUUCCUGAGCGCGACUGUGUUGUUGUGGUGUCAAAGCGCAAGUAAAAAUAGUAUUUUAGUUUAUUGUCAAAUAAAGCUCAUAUUGAUACAUCUCA